Molecule: messenger RNA, 2958 nt
Organism: Zootermopsis nevadensis
Lineage: Eukaryota; Metazoa; Arthropoda; Insecta; Blattodea; Termopsidae
Product: acidic phospholipase A2 PA4
Biological process (GO): arachidonate secretion; phospholipid metabolic process
Molecular function (GO): A2-type glycerophospholipase activity
Source: RefSeq, a predicted model, not a curated record
GAUAGAAUGAGGAGAGACAACCCACCACAGAGUCAGUCCUCAGGAUCUGCCAUCUUCAGUCAGACUGCAGGUCGUGUCCACAAUUCGGGAAAGUGUUAGGCAGAGGAAGUUACUACAAGUCCAUACCAUCACCUUCCUUACCACCAGCGGAGAUGAAGAACUUGGCAUUAUUGGUGUCGGCGUUCGGACUGCUGCUCAUGACGGGGGCCGUUCGGUGUGUAGUUCUCAUGACGGACCCUGCAAUGACCCGCCUGGUAGCCAUCUCGGGUCCAGGACCCACAUGCGUAGUGUACAAUGACAGAUCUACAAUAAGGAGAAUGAUACUGGAGUCCGAUCCUACUCUGGUGCGUGAGGUGAAACCUUCAGACCUGAUCGCCGUCGCCAAGUCAUGUCGCAAAGGAAAAGUCUCGCAUCGUCAGGGUCAGGGGGGUUUCAUAUACCCCGAUACGAAAUGGUGUGGUCCGGGGAACGUGGCACUGGACUAUGAGGACCUGGGGACGUAUGCUGAAGAGGACAAGUGCUGUAGAGAGCAUGACCACUGUCCGGACCAACUGGAGCCCGGGCAGUGUCUCUACGGCCUCUGCAACAACUCACCCUUCACCAGGUCGCAUUGUGACUGUGAUGCAAAGUUCAGGAGGUGUCUUCAGUCUCUCAACACCGACACUGCCAACACCCUGGGCGCCUUGUUCUUCAAUGUUGCCCAAGUCACUUGUUUCACUGAAAGCCGACCUUGCCCACAGUCAACUGAACACGACGAGUGGGAGGUGAUGGAUAACAGCUUGUGUCCGCAAAUGGAAUUCCGUCCCAGCGGUCCCUUCUCCCCACUGACGCCAUAUUACUAAUACCUCUGGCUUCACUAACACCUCGACCUGAGUCCCUGGAAGCUUAACUGUUGAAUGAUGUCGCCUGUACUGUCUCCUUUAAUUCUCGAAUUCGACGAUAUUAAGGCCUUCUGCAGGGUAUAAUUAACAAAGAAAUUCGGUUCAUCUAAAAUAAUGAAUACAUUUUAUAAAAUAUGUACUUUAUAUAAAUAGUUCAAAAUCUGAAUCAACUUGAAAUUUAUAAACACUGACUUAUACGGCGAUUUCCAUGUUAUCUUAGUGCCGAAAGCACCUUUCGGAAUUUUAAUAAUUAAAAUUAUUUAAACGAUUUACGAAAGCAAACAUCUCAAUUUCUAUUUUAUAUUAAAAUGAAAAACUCAGACAUUAAUUAAUAAUUUAUCAAAUUAUUUUACAACUUUAAAAGACGUAAUUCGGAUACUAAAAUAUCUUCUCUUGAAGUUGGAAACAAGACAAUGGCCGGUAUCCUUAAAGCAGAAGAAGAAAAAGAAAAUACGCAAUUUCUGUUACAGGGAAAGUUAAUGAAAGUUAUAUUUUAUACAAAUAAUGUUCACGUAGUUGUUAAAUCAAAAUAUUGCAGUAGUAUUUAAAUUAUGAAUAACUAAAUUACACAAUUAUUGUUAUUAUUUAUUUGUUAUUGAAUACAUUUAAUGAAUACUGGAAACGGUACGAUUAUUAUUAAUAAUAUAAACACAUUCUUGUUUAGAUCUCUGGGACUCACGCUUAUUGCCUGAUAAAUAUGUUGACGGAGUUUCUCAUGGACCUGGUUAUAAGUCGCUACAAAAUAAUUUAAACAAAAAUGUAUAUUGUGGGAGGAUUUAGCAGUAAUGUUGCUACACUACAGAUUAAGUAUAUGAAUUAAAUAUGACAAAUUAACACACAAGAGGUAUUUAAGUAACAUAUAGACUAUUACGUUUCGGCACUAACAAAAAAUCCAAGACUAUUUUAACAAGUAAUCAGCAUUUAAAAUACAUAAUAUAUCGUGAACAUACUUGACUGAUUAUUACUACAUAUGACAAUUUACAAGUUUCGGAGUGGCUCUGUAUGAUUUAAUGAUGACUUGUUGCUUUUAUGACAUAAAAACUUAAUGAACCGACAAUAUCACAGAGCUAAAUCAUUAUUCUAAGGGACCACUGUCUUGCUGAAUUUUCCCACUUCCUGACCUCUUUACGUCUUACUCAAAACAAGAAUAUUCAUGUUAUACUCGUACAAUACAAAAGUACUUGGUAAAUGUAAAGCUACAGGAACUCUUAAUGUUUAUCGAUAACUACUGUAUAUGCAACAGAAUAAAAACAUAACAUUCCUUUACAUUAAGCAGGCCUACGGUGUUUUAACUCGCAGAUUUCAUAUCAGGAUAAUAAUAAGUAUAAAUCUACAGACCAGGAACAAUAAUCUGAUCUCAGUGUCAUCGAAAUAAUGUCACAUAUAUAGUAACAUAGAACUGUAUUAUAUACUAUAGUUUAACCACAUAAACGGACCUUCUUCCAAGACCUUUUUCUUUGUUAUGAACAAGAAAACAACUAUCUACACACCGGAUAACUAUAAAUAUGAAGUUUCAGUAAAUCCGUAUAACAAUAUGGCUGAUUUCAUUUGUUUAGGUUCGAUUGGAUUCUCUAUAUUUGAUACUGCUUAUCACUCGAUUAAUUCUAAAUCCCAAGAUUUCUGUGGUUUGUGCUUUUACACACUUUUAGAAAUUAUAUGCUCACUACACAGAAACAAAAUUUAAUUUCCUUCAGAUUAUUAAUGCAUUUAAAAAACAUGGCCAAUGGAAUUUAUUUCCACUUCAUUCAGGGCAGAUAAAAGACCGUAACUGUCAAAACGGUCACACAUCCCCAUCUUUGCACAUUUGAAAUACUCUUAGUUUUAAAAAUUUGUAAAAUAUAUAUUUUAUUUAUCUGAAAAAUUAUUUUCUGGGCUAUACAAAGUUGCUGAUUGAAAAAAAUUCUUACUCAUAAAAAUAUUACACUAUGAAAUUUCGAGAUUUCUGAGAAGUUACAUCAUUUACUUACUAAAUUGUUUACACAUAUACUGGAAUCCCUACAAUAAUUUAAAUUUACAUAAGUUUCAACAUGCUAUGUACGUAAUAUUGCAAACAAUAAGAAACCAUUAUUUAAAAUAG